CCCUGCACGGUAUCAACUUGAGAGCGCGCUGGCCGGAGGGCGCCGCCAAGGAGGCUGCGGCAGCAACUGGAGUUCCGUGCCGCCGAGACCGGGCCUGGCGACGGGUCCCAAUGUGGCGGCAGCGCGGGGGACGCCUCCGGGCCCCUGCAGGAACAGCGGCGAGCGGCGGCGCCCAUGACGUGGACUAGCAGCAUGAGCAGCGGUUACAGCAGCUGGGAAGAGUCCGAGUCCGAGGAGUUCUUCUUCACCGCCCGCACCUCCUUCUUCAGGAAUCCCCCCGGAAAAGCCAAGCCAUGUGUCCAAGAUGUUCAGAAAGAGAGAGAAGUUCACAAUUACCUCACCAAAGAAGCAAUCAAGGAGAAAGUUGAAACAUACAAUUCAGAUGUUACAGAUAAGCUAAAGAUGACAUUGAACCCCAGCGGAGUGUACACUGGCUUCAUCAAAGUUCAGAUGGAACUGUCCAGACCCAUCACACUACGGGAUUCUGUGAAUCCGGGGCAGCAUAUCAGCAACAACAAUGAGGCAACUUUCUACCUGCCCAAUGGCUACAUGAAUACUCUUCACAUCAGCAGUACUAACACUGUCCGUGAAGUGGUUGAAGCGUUGCUCAAAAAGUUUCUGGUGGCUGAUAAUCCUGCCAAGUUUGCACUUUAUAAACGUUGCCACAAGGAAGAUCAAGUUUAUAUGUGCAAGCUCUCUGAAACAGAACAUCCUCUGUAUUUGCGGUUGGUGGCUGGCCCAAGAACAGACAUGCUUAGCUUUGUUCUCCGUGAGCAUGAACCUGGAGAAGUUUUGUGGGAAGCCUUUAGCUUUCCUGAACUACAGAAUUUUCUGCGAAUACUGGACAAGGAAGAAGAUGAGCAGUUACAAAUCUUAAAAAGGCGCUAUGCAGCAUACAGAGACAAACUUGAAGAAGCCCUUGGUGGGGUUUGGAAACCAGGUUAAAAUGGAGCCAAAGAACACUCAGGAAAAUUUUUUAUUAUCAAAUAUUGAAGAACAUGCCAAAUAAAGUAUCCAAAGCAAGAGCAGUUUGUCUCUUUAAAACAGACAACUGUUUUGGUAUUGUAGAAGUGGUGCAGUAAAUUGAAAUAUUUUGCAGAUUUCAUUUAGAAAUAAAAAACUGCAAUAUUUGCAGUUCUGUCAUGAGUGCUUUAUGAAUGAUUAGAUUAUGUCAUGCUAGCUGUGAAAGUCUACUUUUAAUGACACUAUGAAACAGAAAAAUUACUUGCUUGGUUAAUUUGUACCUUUUAAAACAAAAUGCAAAUGUAAGUUUAUUAUAAACCCAAGCCCAGUUUUGAAUAAAAUUAGUACAUAUGAUUGAUUUGCACUAAAUUUCUUCAAAUAUGUCUCUGUAACUUUGCAAAACAUUAUUUUUAUAUGUAGAAGAGAUGGAAAAUGUGUUUCAAAUGCUGUGUAGAAGAUGUUCAAGCAAUCUGAAGAAGGUAGAGGGGAAGUUGGAAAGAAGGCAAGAGGCAGAGGAUGUAGAAACAGAAAAGAGAAACGGUUAUUUUGCAAGUUGAUUUAUGUUUGGAUAAGACAGUUGAGCAUUUGUACUGUUUUAGUAUUACUGAAAUUAAUAUAUUCAAUACCAUUAUUGAGAUAGGUUUUACUAGAUAUAGUGGAAAUUGAGCUGCAUAAGGACUUUUGUGAUGUGCAGGACAUAACUUGUCACAAUCUUGUAUGUGUUGUAUGAUAUGCUGAAAUACUCGGUUGAGUCUUUCAAGCAUUAUGAAAAAAGUAAUCCAGGAUGAAAGAACUAAUCCACAAUUCUUGUACUCCACUGAAUAUCUAAAGAGGCAAUUGAAUUUAUGUCACACAGACAGAUACUUAAGAGAUAUCGUCGUAUCAUCCUGCAUGAAAGAAAGACAAACUUUUUCCUUUUGUCUGAAGCAGGAUAGAGGAUGAGCUCUAGUGUCUGUAAGUUUAUUACCUUGUGCUGUGAGCAACUUGAAUUGUCUGCGUUUUAGUCUUUUUUGAACUAUAAAAUGUUUCAAAAGCUGCCUAGGAUUCUGUAUGCUGCUGAACUAAAUGCAAGGUAAAUUUUUGAGGGGGAAGGAUUUUGCUUUUGAGUAACUAUUUUUUUUCCAGAAAAAUUUCAUCUAACAUACACAGGGUAAUUGAAACCAAAGACAUGGGUGUGUAACACAUACCUUUAUAUAAAUGUGUAACAGUACAUGCUUUUAAAAAAUGUACAGCCACCCAGGGGAACAAUUUCUGACUUGAGAUAACUAUAACCAUACUGUAAAAAAAUAAUGGUUAGCAGUCAUUUUCCCUUUCUAAUUAUUUGGACAUUAAUUUUGAAAUUUCUGAGAAAUAUCCACUACUCUUGAGACACCUGGUGCAUAUUUUAUUGACCACCAAGAUGUAUGUUCCCCUGAAGAAGAGUGCCUAUAUUUAAUUUUGGCUGCUUUCCCCCUCAAAACAUUCUGAAUUUUUAAAUUUGCCAAGACAAUCUUGAUAGGUUGAAAAUGUUAACACUAAAUUAGAAGUAGAAUUAAUUAACAAAUAAUAAAUGGCAUAUCUCGUUUGGGAUUUUAUUCACAUGUAGUACUUUGUGUGUGCCUUGCUGUUAUUGACAACAUAAUUAAAGUCACAUAGGAUAGGGGUGCAGGUUAUGUUUGACAUUGGUUAGAAUUAUUUUUCUACAAAUAUUAUGUCACCUUGGCAUAACAACGUAAUUUUAUUUCCAUGUGCCAAAAACCUUUUGAUGAAAGUACGAGUAUUUAAAUGCUUCUUAGUGUGAUGUUUCAUCUAGUCACAUGCAAAGUACGCACCUUAGUUCUUGUCAGAGAGAUGCAAUUGUAGAGUAUACAUUGCACAGUUGAGCAAUGCCCAUUGCAAGACACAUCAAGCAUUGCUUUUGGAUAAAGUGUUACCAAGGGAAAGGUUUAAAAAGGUUUAAAAAAAAAAACAGUUGAACGGAAGGUUUUCAGCAGAGUAUUUCAGCUAAAUUGGGGUGGGGUGAGAUAGUUUUCAUCUUCAGUUUUGUUUCUCACUUUGAACAUUCUUUCUGCAUGCUACUGAGUACUGUUUCUUUUCAAAGUACCACCUUUUCCCUUUCUUUCCAGACAGGAAACGUUGCUUCCUUUUGUCUUGGAUUUGGAAUCUUACAUUAUGAAGCCAAAGCAGAGUAAUGGCUGGAUCAGUAGGCAAUGUUUCCUACCCACCCUGUGAGAGCAUUGCUUUUCCAAUCCUUUCUUCUAAUUACAAUUCAUAAUGGGAACUCAGAGUGGAAGCCUUCCGCAAUAUGAUGCCUAUGUUUUGCCCUAUAGCCUCUCAGAUUCCUGCUCAUUGGCCAUGUUGGCUAAGGCUGAUGGGGGCCUAAUUCCAAAACAUUUGGAAGGCAUCAGAUAAGGAAGGCUGAUGAAUAUGGAAUUAUGCUUCUUAAUUGAAAAAGGAUAAUUAAUACUAACAGAGCCCAGCAAUGCCAGAGUGUAUACCACUGCUGGCAGGUGUGGAAAAAAAUUGCUUCGUUCUACUGACAUCUUGCCAAACCCACCUAGGGAAUAAUACAUUCGAAGUGGGAAUGAUUCAGCUUGGCUCAUAACCUGCAUGUGACAGCAUUAAAUUCUAAACUAGCAUUAAUUUGUAUUCAAAAGUUUGAAUGUUUAGACAAAAGUAUGGCUCCCGUAUUCCCAAUCCAGGUGUGGAAUACUGUGAGUUCUGGAAUUUUUUUCUGUGUAAACAUGUUUAUACCUAAUUGCAUUGAUACUCUCCCCCCUCCCCCCACACACAAAUCCUACAGAAUGUUCAAUAUUGAUGCUUAGAUUUACUGUUUUAAAAUCUGCCAAUGUGCAAGUUAUGUGAAUUUUGAAAAAAAAAUACUUGAACUUUUAAUUAAAUUUCUUUACUCCCAAAUAUUUUUCUUGGUGUGCUUACACACUACAUGUUUGAAUUGUAUUAGUCCAUAUAUUCUUAAACGUAAAAUACACUGGUUGCUGCAGGUAGUUUUUUAAAAAUAUAAUUUCAAAGAAUAAGUCAGUGGUGACCUAUAAGUUUGAUGUUUUUUUUUUAAAGUAGAUUUUAAUUUUUAGUUUCAUAUUAACCUGAGGAAGAUGUUGCAAAACUUGUGUUUUGACUGUUUGGUAGUAUCUGAAUGAAGAAUCAGCUGAGGGGAAUAAGUAAACACUGAAAUUGUUUUUUUUUUUCUUUUGAAAAACUGUACUAUUUAUUAUUUUGAAAAUCUUUUUUUAUAUGGAAACUUUGAUUCCCUUUGAACUUGCUAUUUUAAUAACAAGUAGUUGUUCCACAAUUAAAGCUGAAGUUGAUACUA
Messenger RNA from Varanus komodoensis (Komodo dragon), 4273 nucleotides. It is a transcript of the gene RASSF3, whose product is annotated as Ras association domain family member 3. Gene Ontology annotation, biological process: signal transduction. Lineage: Eukaryota; Metazoa; Chordata; Lepidosauria; Squamata; Varanidae. The transcript has 5 exons. The record is from RefSeq and is a predicted model, not a curated record. The coding region runs from base 175 to 945 and encodes 256 amino acids. Gene Ontology annotation, cellular component: cytoplasm.